UCUGCCGUCAGCUGUGCUAUGACAACAAAGAAAAAUGGCUUGCGAAGUAAAAACAUUUGGAAAUAUUUUAGAUUUUCGUAAGAUACAAGAAUACUUUGGACUGGGACAUGACGACAAUUGGCUUAACGGUAUCAACUAUGCCAUGUCACCCACUGGCGAGGCGAUUGCACUAGCGCAGGGCGAGAAAUUGGCAUUUCUGACCACCUGCUGGAAUAGUCGUAGCAGUGAGAAUAGCUAUACGCUCAGUUGGUGUGGCGAGCUGGAGGAUGGCAAUCAAAUUGUCACCAGCCUUUUGUGUAUGCCAAUGCUGCGUGGCACGGAUGUCGAAUGGACUUGCGUGGCAGUCGGCUUGUCCUCUGGCUUGGUUACAUUCUAUACAGAUACUGGUGUGAAACUAUUUUCUCAAUGCUGUCAGGAGGAAUCUGUUUUGGGCAUCAAGCUAUUGUCGCCUCCGCGUCACACAGAAGCUGAUGCGUUGUUGUAUAUUGUUUACAGCAACUGCAUGUGCUUCAUAAAUGGCGAAGACAUACUGCCCAUGCUUUCCAAUUGCCGGCGUAAUAUGGAACGUAGCGUUUACUCCAGCUCCGAUGUGGUGCCCUUUCAAAAAUUCAAAUUCAAGCUACAGAGAGAAAGCAUCCUCAAUGAUGCCGUUAUCUGCACGAAUCAGCGUUCGCCCACAUACGAUUAUAUUGUACAGCAAAGUAUUUCGAACGGCUACUUUGCUCGGGUGCAGGCGACGCCCAUGCGCAGCGCCCAGGUCUUGGCGGCCGGAGCAGAACCCUACUUGGGCUUCUUUGAAGCAGAGGAGGGCUACAAGACGGUGACGCUCGGUGAAGUGGCUAAGGAUGUCAUUGGGAUGGCGUACAAAAAUCUUUUAGGUGGACUCUUACGACGUACACCGGCUACAACGCCAGAAGCGCCGGAACAGUUGCCGCUGCCCAGCAAGGAGGCGCCUAUGCGCACGCGCUGUCGCCUCUACGAUGGGAAACGCGAUGGCCUCACUUUGAUCCUGGCGCCUGGCGGAAAGCUGGCUGCUGUUACAGAUAAUCUGGAUCGUGUGAUGCUAGUGGAUACACAGCAAGCGAUUAUACUGCGAGUGUGGAAGGGCUAUCGAGAUGCGCAGUGUGCAUUUGUGCCAAUCAAAGAGCGUUCGGUGCGUGGCAUAAAGACACAUAGGAGAAAAGCACUCUUUCUGGUUAUAUAUGUGCCUCGCCUUGGCUGCCUGGACAUUUGGGCCCUGCAGAACGGACCCAAAGUGGCCGCGUUCAAUGUCUGCAAGAGCGGCCAAUUGGUUUACAACAAUCACAGUCCGUUGGGCGCGGCGGGCGUGCAGAUGCGUCGAUCGCCCAACUUGAGCUAUUGCCUGUUUCUUGACCCGAGCGAUGGCAGCCUCAAGGAGGUGCACAUACCAUUCCAUUACGCACUCAGUGAAACGAACUCGCAGACGUCUCGAGACAUUCACUCGCUGCGCCGCCUGCGCAAUCAGCUGCGAGCGCUGAGCCAUUCGGGCGAGGACAGACAGGAGCAGAUCGUUGGCAUAGCCAAGCUGGCUGGGGAGCUGGAAACGUUGGAGGUGCGUCAGCAGUGUCUGGAAAUGCUGCUCAAAAGCAAGCGACUGCAUCCUGAAAUAUUUCAAAGUAUUGUAAACGCCUUUCAUCAGGCGAGUGCGCAGGAUGAGGCCAGUCAAGAGUUUCUGCAGCAAAUCGCCAACUACAAACGCUUGACUGAUCUCUAUUUGACCUUGAGCAAAGCUCAAGAGCAUUAUCGCGACAUUGUUGCCCCAGACGUGGAGCUUUUGGAGCUCUCCGAUGCCGAUUUGGUUACCAUCAAUCAGCUAGUGAUUCUAUUGGAAAACAAGAACGAUCAGCCAGCUGUACGCGAGGUGAGCUUCCAGCUGCAGGACUCACAUAAAGUGGAGGAAUUCUUGGAAUUUUUGAGCAUCUUUAACAUCGACACGCCCAACUGCGUGACGCUCCUACCAUCAAAGUCGGAUAAAUAUGGCAGCGUUAGCAACGAUCUAUUUGGCGAUUUCUUUACACAGAUUCAGUGUCUGGAGCAGUUCAAGCAGUGGGUCACCCAGGCGUGCAUACCCACCAAGGACUUGCUUACCCUGGUCAUAUUCUAUUGGCUCGACAAGCCAUUCAAGUAUAACAAUUGUGAUGAAGUCGUGGAGGAAAUGUCCCGCAUCGCCUGCAUUGUGCGUGCCAUCUGUGAGCUGGCUGGCGAUGAGAUCAACGACUAUGCCUAUAAAGCCAUUUCGCCGUGGUGGCAGCAGGUGCGCGAGCUUCUACUCGAGAGCAAGCAAUUCUCGGGCCUGCUGGUGGCCAUUGUCUGUCGAAUGGUGGCCACACGCCUGUGGCGCAGCCGACGCGAUGGCUCAUGCGAUGACAGUGCGACGGAGGAUGACGAACGCUGGGAGACCAUAUCACACGAUGAGGCACAAUGGGGACUGCUCACUGGCAAGCUGGAGGAUGUGGCUGUGCUGGGUGCGAUACUCGGUCAGUCGAAAACUUGCCGAGAGCCCGUUGGACCGGAGUUGCCUUACGAGCAGCCCGACUGCAGCUUGAAGAAUAUUCUUAACAGUGGCAAGGGCAUUGUCUCGGAGCUGACAGCCAAGUGGCUGAUUAGCUCGCGAUUGCAUCCCUCGCUAAUUGUGGAGGUAACGCCGCCUGGCAACGAAACGGACGAUGAGCCCGAGCAGAAGUCGAAGAAACAGAAGAACAAGAUUCCAGACCCUAAGCUGGAGGAAGACGAGAAAGAGGAGGAUGAUAGGCAGGAAGAAAGUGCAGUGGAGCCCAGUCCACCGCUGGAGCCGGUGCUGGAGCGUUUAGCUUUGCUUCGCGCGCACUUUCCCUUUAGCCUAGAGUCCGGCGUGCUGCUCAGCCUGAUGGCCUGGCAGCACAUGGUGCACUGGAGUAAGCAGUUGGGCCACCUGGAGCAUAUGCGCGCUGCGCUCCUUUGCCUACAGCAAUACCGCACUCCAGACCUGGCGCUGAAGCACGGCACCUGCUGUCUGAUAUGGAAUGCGACAUUGAAGUAUCCUUUGCAGGCGACGGCCAAGCUAAUGCAGAAAGUGGGUCGCCUGCCCGUGGAUAAGAUGUGCCAGCAGGAUCUGGAUAUGUCGGCGGGGCUGGUGCCCGAGUUUCUCGAGCUCUGCUUAGAGUUCCUGGAGCACUUUACCAGCUCGCUGGAGCAUGACAAGCGUGAGCUGCAGUUCGAGCAGUCUCUGAGUGACGGACAGCAGCCGCUUCAAUUCCUGGCUCUGCAGCAGCACCACGCUCUGCCCGAGCUGCUCCAGCUGCACACACAGCUGUGCACCGUGCUGCACUUCAUAGCGCAGUUUCAGCUGCGUGUGCAGCGUCCACUGACCACGCUCUUCGACUCCCUGAGUAACAAGGCGCUGCUGGCCGACAUCAACAAGGAGCUGGCCUAUGCGCUGCCAGCGCCAGAUCUUGUGCUGCAGGAUCAGCGCACACAAUUCCUUUGCAACGUAGUUGGCGCUACUAUGGAUCUGAUACGCGAGGACCUGGAGCAGCUGUACAUACUCGACCAUGUCUACUACAUGGCCAGAAUAUGUGCGCUGGCCGACAGCUGGCAGCUGGACAAGCUGCCCAUACUGCGCCGGCAGGUGGUGGAGCUGUAUGCCUUUGGCUACGACGCGGAGGCGCAGCAGUUGCUGCACGACAUCAGCGAGGAUGAGGAACUGGGUCGAUUGCUGCUAGAAAUCGCGGGGCGACGCUUGAAUCUAUAUGCAGAUGGCUCGCAGGCGGCCUUUCUAAAGAUUGCAUCAGUGGGUCACCAGCUGCUGGCAUAUCUGGACAACUUGAAGGAGUCCAGUACGGAGCACAGCCUAUCCAUAAGUGCCACCAAGCCGGAGGAGAUAAAUAUUGUACAGCUGGAUAAACUGAUUACCCAUGUUUACAAAUGCCUAAGCAAGCGCGGCUCGAAACAACUAAUCACCGUUGCCCAGAUGUACAAUGCGGUGCGUAUGCUGCAAACUUGAGGGAAUCACUUUAAUUUAAGCCCCAGAGCAAUGGCAUCCA
This is a messenger RNA of Drosophila navojoa, 4043 nucleotides long. RefSeq names its product Rab3 GTPase activating protein (gene Rab3-GAP). Gene Ontology annotation, biological process: regulation of GTPase activity. The record is from RefSeq and is a predicted model, not a curated record. NCBI's taxonomy places the organism in Eukaryota, Metazoa, Arthropoda, Insecta, Diptera, Drosophilidae.